AUGAAUGAAAACAAAGAUGUAAACAUUGACGAUAAACUUGCCCAGAGCAUAGUUGAUGGCAUCUGUGAUUUUGAAGUACAUAAUGACGGUGGAAACAUGAAUUUAGAAAAAGAAAUAACAUUAUUCACACUGUUUCAAGCUAUUAAUUCGUUACCUAAUCAUUUAAUUAAUGAAGCAUACGAUAACGUUUAUAACUUCUGCAAUUUAACUGAAAAUGCAAAAAGUAAUUUUGAAAAAGCACGUAAUAGAUAUGCACAUUUAAUGACUUCUCCAUUUGUUUUAGUGAAGAUUCUAAAACUAUAUCAAAAGGAAUAUUAUGAUGAAUAUGUUUUACCUUUAUUACGUAAGCCAAAAAUAACAUUUGAUAUCAAACUUGACGACUCGUUUUUGAUAACAGAUAUUAGACGCAAGGCUGAAAAUCAUCAGUAUAAAAACAGUUCUGAAGUAAUUGAGGAUUUAUCACGUGUAAUCCGUUUUGUAGAUUGUGGAAAUAAAUAUUUCAUUCAGAAAGAUUACAACAUACACGACAAAAUGAAUCAAAUAUCAUUUGUUCUUCAAUCAAACAUGAAAGAGUCACUCAAAAUGAUUAAAUUAUUUAAAGAAGAAGGUAAAACAAUAACAGCAUGGGAUGUACUACUAAAUCAAUUAUCCUCAUUAACCGUUAAGGGUGUUUGCUUUAAAUCUGAUUCCCCAGAUGUUUUCUCAACGUUUCAUGGUUAUAAAUACAACAUUCUUGAAAAGCCUGAUUACUCAAAAAUUGAGAUGUUUAUGAAUUUCAUUAAAGAAGCCAUUUGUGAUAAUAACGAUGAAGUGUAUAAAUACCUUCUCGGCUGGAUUGCAUCAAUGAUUCAACAUCCUGGAAUCAAGAAUGAAACAGCAAUUAUUUUGAAAGGACUUCAGGGAACAGGUAAAAACAGAUUUACUGACAUUAUUUCUGAACUUCUCGCUG
Molecule: messenger RNA, 949 nt
Organism: Trichomonas vaginalis G3
Lineage: Eukaryota; Parabasalia; Trichomonadida; Trichomonadidae
Exons: 1
Source: RefSeq, a predicted model, not a curated record